Platichthys flesus (European flounder) is the source of this 1058-nucleotide messenger RNA. RefSeq names its product programmed cell death 5 (gene pdcd5). Gene Ontology annotation, cellular component: nucleus; cytosol. The transcript has 6 exons. The coding region runs from base 143 to 523 and encodes 126 amino acids. The record is from RefSeq and is a predicted model, not a curated record. NCBI's taxonomy places the organism in Eukaryota, Metazoa, Chordata, Actinopteri, Pleuronectiformes, Pleuronectidae. Gene Ontology annotation, molecular function: DNA binding.
AUGGAUCAGUCUCAUCCAAAUCGACUCCACUUCCUGCAGCUGAGAAGGGCCUUGGCUCCGAUGGGAGAAUAGUGUGAUUUCUUUAGCUCAAAACAUUCUCUCAUCUUCUCGGACUUAGCUCCAUUUUCCCUUUUGUGAAAACAUGGCGGACGAAGAGUUAGAGGCGAUCCGGCGGCAGAGGAUGUCGGAACUACAGGCAAAACACGGGGAUGCUUCAAAUAAUCAGCAAGGAGAGGAGGCCAAACAAAGAGAGGGUGACAUGAGGAACUCUAUAUUGGCCCAAGUUCUUGACCAGUCUGCCCGUGCCAGAUUAAGCAAUCUUGCUUUGGUGAAACCAGAGAAGGCCAAGGCAGUUGAAAAUUAUCUCAUUCAGAUGGCUCGCUAUGGGAAGUUGGGAGGAAAGAUUUCUGAGUCAGGCCUGAUCGAAAUCCUCGAAAAGGUCAGCCAGCAAACAGAGAAAAAAACCACUGUCAAAUUCAACAGACAGCGGGUGAUGGACUCAGACGAUGACGAUGAUUUCUAACUCUCAAUUGGAGCCCUGGAACGAGCCAAGAAAUCGGGAGAAGAAAUGCUUUAUUUGGACUCGGAUAGCAUCUCGAAUCAGCGAAUUCCAGUUAGCUAAAUCCUGGGAUGCUGUGGGUCUCUGGAAAACACACCAAGACAUGAGGUUGACAUUGUGGCAUCAGUGGUGGGGGGUAAAAUACACAGGGUGUCAAAAAGGCAAUCUUUUGUGACCCUAUUCUGUCAAGUUGUAACAAAUUUGCACUGCAUAUGUUGUACCCCUGACAACUCACAGCACUGUGUGACUCCUCUUGUUCUUCGUGUUAGUUACUCUUUUUAUUUCUCCACGAUCGAUUUUCUGUUCUUCAUAUGUAUAAUGUUAGACAAAAUGCAAAACUCUGCUGAUGCAUUUUAUCUAGAGUGAUCAUUUAAUACAAAAAAUUGUUUGUGUUCAGGGCCAGUUUCCUGUCACACCUGGAUGUUGCACUUGGAUAUUUUCUUUUGCAGACAUGUAUCUUGAAGGUUUACAUACAAAUAAAAAAGAAGCCUUAAAUUCA